AAUUACAAUCACUGUCAAUUUGAGAUCAUAGAGUAUCAUGAUCCUAUCAAUAUCAGUUUUACUUAUUUCUUAAGAAAGAAUUCACACACCAUUUCUUAAGAAAAAAUAGACAUUAAAAGAAGAAACGGUUAAAAAGAGACGGCUACGGCGAUUGCGAUGUUUUACUCGAACUAAGAUUCGAUGAGCUUUUCCGAUGAGGAUCGGGGAAAUCAAGUGGCUAUUACGAGGCGGGGAUGGAAGGAUCCAGUCAAGGACAGGGGAGUUGGAAAGUUACAAAGAGAAUUGAAGGGCGGGGAAGAUUGGGCAUUCUCGGAUCUUGAUUCGGAUCUGGAAAACAAGGGAUGCUUUUGUUUACGGAAACUUGUGGUACUAAAGGGUUGUGAGGAUCUAUUUGUUUAUGGGAAGAAUAAGGUCUUAGGGAUGAAAUCUCUUCAGCAAAUAAUCAGACAAGGUUACUAAUUGGGAAGGAGGGGAGCCCCAAGGGUGCAGUUGGUAACAUGAACAUCAAGAGAAGGAAGAUCACGGUUCCACAUUUUGACAACACAGCCCUCAUCAAAGGAUAUGCAAGAACGCUGAUAGGGAGAUGCAUGAACCCGAAGCAACAAGACAUUAAGGCUUUGAUCAUCAUGCUUCCUAAAAUAUGGAAAAUGGAGGAGAGGGUGGUGGGAGCGGACCUGGGACUAGGCUGUUUUCAGUUUGAUUUUGAUGAGGAGGAAGACAUCGAGACGGUACUCAAAAUGCAGCCUCUUCAUUUUGAUUACUGGAUGCUCUCGUUUGUGAGAUGGCAGCCGGUUGGAGCCAAAAACUAUCCCUCUGAUAUCAUUUUCUUGGUCCGUGUUUUGGGAGUUCCGUUACAGUUCUGGGCGGCUCCAUUGUUUGAGAGUAUAGGGAAUGAUCUGGGUGAAGUUAUGGAGGUCGAUUUGGAUACUGGUAGGAUCAGGGUGAGGAUUGACGGAUUUCAGAACUUAUGUUUUGAAACUACAGUGGAUCUCCGAGGUGGGGAGUUCUACGAAGGUGAAGAACUAACUGUAUCACUAAGAUAUGAGAAGCUCUUUGGGUAUUGCAGAACCUGCUUCAGCCUGUGCCACGACAUUCACAAGUUUCCAUUGGGUAAAGGAAGUGUAGAAGAAAAGAGUGAGAACCGAGAGGCCCAUACAAGACGACUUGAGGAACGUAGCUCCAGCUACAAAGGCGUGGUGAUUCAUGGGAAUGUGGACACCAAAGAGAAGGAGAUGGAGAGAAGAGGGUAUCAUGGAAAGGGGAAAGGAAGUUGGAAAGUUACAAAGAGAAUUGAAGGGCGGGGAAGAUUGGGCAUUCUCGGAUCUUGA
Molecule: messenger RNA, 1328 nt
Organism: Brassica oleracea var. oleracea
Lineage: Eukaryota; Viridiplantae; Streptophyta; Magnoliopsida; Brassicales; Brassicaceae
Exons: 2
Coding region: 498-1328 (276 amino acids)
Source: RefSeq, a predicted model, not a curated record